AGAAAAAAAAAAAAAAAUCACAUUCGCUCUCAGACCGUGUGUCUCCCUGCUCAGGAAAACAACGCUGGAAAGUUCAGUCUCUAACUCAGCGAACCUAUGAAAGAAACCGGAUGACGGAUAGAUUUUAAGUUGGACUCGCGUGUCCGUGUUUGUUUUUUCACUUGAAGUGUGUGUGUUUUUAUAGACGUUUUCAGACUGGUGCUUCGGAACGCGAACUGCUUUGGGAUUGACGCUCAUCUCGAAGUUCCCAAGAUGAACUUCGGUCCGGCGGUCGGAAAACUUUUUGUGGUCGUGGCAGCACUGAUUGUUUGCCACGCGGCAGAACCCCCGGCCCCUCAGUGGUCUGGAGAGGAGUACAGAAACCUCACUCUGAGACGACUCAGGACAUGUGUGGAGAAUGAGCAGUACCUCCACCAAGGACUCUGCUGCCUGAACUGCAAGGAGGGAACGUUUGUGCAGAAGCCCUGUGAAGGUGACCUGGAGGAAGGAACAUGCGUGUCCUGUGAACACGGGCAGACGUACACCGAGCAUCCAAAUGGGAUGAACCGCUGUCUGCCCUGUACACACUGUCGCCCGGACGAAAGAGUAAUCACUCCCUGCACGACCACGACGGACACCAAGUGCGAGUGCAAGCCCGGCACAUUCUGCGUUCCUGACCAGGCCUGCGAAGUCUGCAAACGCUGUGCCAAGUGCAAAGCCGGCGAGGAAGAGGUGAAGAAUUGCACGCCCUUUUCCAACACAGUGUGCCGAAAACGAGACCCGUCCCCGACUGAAACGGUAACGCCUCGGUCUCCUCCGGUUUCCGACCCGCCAACAAACACCUGGUUUCUUGUAUUAAUGGUCUUGAUCUGCAUCAUGGUUAUCGUCGUCUUUGCAAUUAUUUUGUGGUUCCUACGGAAACAGCACUCAUGCGACGUACCAUGGUUCAAAAGCUCUUGUGAAUCAAGUGAAAUCGUAAAGAUUCCCAUCGAUGAGAGUGGAGCCACUGCGGAGGAGAAGCAGAACAACCAGAACGCCGGCCUGGAGGGCGAGGAGCCCCGGCCAGAGUCGCGGCCCCUGCUGCAGGAGACGCAGCCCGUGACGACCAAGGCCUGCCCGCCUCUGGAGGACGAGGACCGCGGACUGGGCGACAGUUUGCCCAACACCACCAGCUCGUCCCAGACGAGCCUGUCGGCGCUGCCCACCGCUGCCUCCCCUGGCAGCACCCCGCACCACAGCCCCACCGGCUUCCGACAGUUGCCUUCAGAUGCGGAUGACCCUCUUGGACAUCGAUUGCUGCCACUGCUUGGGUCGGAGAAGUCCCUCAGGAAGAGCUUCGACUUGUUCGACGAAUACCUGGACGUGCGGAUCCACAACAAGUUCUUCCGACUGAUCGGCAUCAGCGACAACCACAUUCGGAUCGCCGAGAGCGGCGCCCCUGGCGACAAAGUGUACGAACUGCUGAAGAACUGGAUGCAGAGACAGGGGCUGAAGGCCGACAUCAACGACCUGCUGGAGGCGCUGCUGAGCAUGGACCAGCGGCGCUCGGCCGAGUGCAUCGCCCACGCCGCCCUGAGGAGAGGCUACUACAAGCACGCCGACACCCCCUGAAGCUAACGAAGCUAACGCCAACGCUACUCGCCACCGGAACAAACUACAGCCGCCGUCGGUGGACGGCGUGUAUCACAGAACAGGGCUUACCUCCUUUUUUGUGGCUGUUCAGCCAUGCUUUUAAAAGCCAGUAGUUUUUCUUUUAAAAACAAAACCAAAAACAAAAUCGAAGCAUAAAAAAGGGGAAAGUCAAGACACACCAAUCAGUUGUUGACUACUCGCCAAAUGCUGAAGCAAAUAAAACAAAAAAAGGUUCAAAUAUGCUUUUGAUUGAAGCCCGAAGGCGUCGACUGUUGCGUUCUGACACAUUUGGAUGUUCUCGGCUGUCGGUGAAGAGGCCAGACACUGAAAGCACAGAAGACUCCAGCCGUGUCCCACCCAAGUCACGAGACACUACUGGCCGGAGAAAAGGGGUGGGGAUAUUAUACACUGGUUCGUAGGAGCGGCAUGGCGUGUGCCGCUAAUACCGUGUCUGUUCGAUGCACUGAUACCUGGUGGCACAUGUAGAACUGAAAACAGGUCAAGUUUCAAUGUGUUCUGUAGAUUCAAUCCUCACCGCAAAUAUCAGUCCAAGAAUACUUUUCUACUCUAACGGUGGAAAAUAUUCACAAAUGCUAACAUCCAUCCCUACUAAUGACGUAUUUACCUCUUCAUCAUUGUUUUUUUUUGUUUGUUUGUUUGUUUGUUUGUUUGUUUUUUUCCUACAACUUCAUUAUGUUCCUCAAACUGUGUUCUAGUUGUGUCCACGGUCUUUGUGUGUUCAGUGUUCUCACUUUCAAACACUGUAGAAGGAAUUGACAGGACGUUUCUAAUCGGAGCAUGCGACGAUGGUCGCCUCAACGUUUCCGUGGCGACUUGGAGAAGUUCAGUGGUCAUUCUAUUUAUUGUCAUAUUUAUUGAGAUGGUUAUUAUCUGUGAUUAUUUAUACCAUUGCCAAAAACCGAUGGUCCUGGCAGGGCAAAAAAAAAAAAAAAAAAAAAGAAAUGACUGAGAUCAAAUCCUGUCCCUGCUUGUCGGAAUAGGUUCAGAACAACAAUCCGGCUUUGCGCAUCAAAUGUGAUCCGUGUGCAGAUCACACUUUACUUUUUCUUUUUUUUUAUUUUAUUUUUUUAAAUAUCAACUGAUUUCCACAUUCAGGACAGAGCGGAGGUUUCCGUGACCCCUAAAGCAGAAUGUAUCCCGUCGAAUUAAAUUCUCAUUAACUUCGGACGUUCAACCCGUCUUUCGGCUGAACGCGUGACCCGUCGCCCGAAUCCAAGAGAUGGGGGCAGGUUACACGGCCUUUUCCUGGUGAUGCAAGAUGAAGGAAAUAUUUUCUGGAUAUAAAAAGAAGUUCAGAUGUUGUGUUUUAAAAGUUCACCCUGUGCCCAUACAUGCAUGUGCAUCCACAAGCCUUAGAAAUGUAUUUAUAUAUGCAGAUGGAUUUAGAGAUCAAAGUGAAUAUAAUGAGUUAUUGAACUGCUCAUCAACCAGAAACUGGUUGAUUUUUAUUUUUUUUUUGCUUGUUUUUUUUCUUGUUUAUGCCCAUUUGUUUUUUCUGCAUACUGUUAUGUAAAAAGCACAGAUUUAGUUAUAUAUUGUUGCUGAUGAGUGACGCUACAGUGCUGGCACUGCCAUCUAUUGACAAAACCAUGAAACUGCAGCCUGCAUCCGUUUCUAGUUAUCUACACGCCCGUCCUGUUUUAUUUUCCCGUGUCUGUUGCAUCCAUUUUUCAGCUGAAUUCUCUCCUGUUGGCCUGAUGCAGCAGAGCAGGGAAAAAUGAUUCAAUUCUCUUGUUUACUCCAUACCACAUCGUGUGUGUGUGUGUAUGUGUGUGUCUGUCUGUAGAAUUGUUUUUAAUACAUCUGUUUUUAUAUGCCUUUAGUGCAAGUCUAAGCUGUUCAGUUAAUUUCCAUUAAGUUCUGUAAUUGCCAGAUUACCGUUAAGCCAUUUCUCCCUGAGUUACUGUUUGGUUGUCAUGGAUCUUCAAAUACAAAGUGAUGUAAAUACAACAAAGCUGUUUUUACAUUAAGUUCAAAUAAAUCUUUUGUACAGUU
This is a messenger RNA of Gambusia affinis (western mosquitofish), 3627 nucleotides long. It is a transcript of the gene tnfrsfa, whose product is annotated as tumor necrosis factor receptor superfamily, member a. NCBI's taxonomy places the organism in Eukaryota, Metazoa, Chordata, Actinopteri, Cyprinodontiformes, Poeciliidae. Gene Ontology annotation, molecular function: protein binding. The coding region runs from base 253 to 1590 and encodes 445 amino acids. Gene Ontology annotation, cellular component: cell surface; plasma membrane. The record is from RefSeq and is a predicted model, not a curated record. The transcript is spliced from 10 exons. Gene Ontology annotation, biological process: positive regulation of apoptotic process; TRAIL-activated apoptotic signaling pathway.